AUGGACAAGUCCAAGUCACCGUAUGCACCCUAUCUCCACACCAACUACCCCCCUUCGGCCUCAGAAAUCCUUGAUAUAAAGAACUUUCUAACAGAACCACUCGGGCGUUUAUCUGCCUUGGAUGCCGAAAUCGAGCGGCUGGACUCGAUCAUCCGCGUCUUGUGUGACGAGCGUUGCGCUCUGAGUGAUGAGAUCGAGGCUCAUCAAGCACUUAUCUCUCCUUUUCGGCGACUGCCUCUCGAUAUAAUGGAGGAGAUCUUCACUCAUUGUCUUCCUACACAUCAUAACGCCGUCAUGAGUGUUGGCGAAGCUCCCCUCUUGCUGGGCCGCGUUUGCAGCGCAUGGAGAUCUAUCACUCUGGCAACUCCACGGCUUUGGGCAAGCCUUCACAUCCCGACGCCUACAGCAGAUCUUAGUCAGGCAUCCGUCCGCAAGUUGGCAGUACGCUGCGAAGCGGUGAGGGAAUGGUUCCUCCGUUCGGGGGAGGUUCCUCUCUCCAUUUCUCUUUACACUCCGAAUUUUUAUUAUUCUUGGGACAGUUCGCCUGAUUCUCUGGAGCACGUUGAUUUUUUUGGGAGAGUGUCAAGGCAGAUACUCCCUUUUAGCCGCCAAUGGAAGACAGUUUACCUCAGAGGAAUGGGAGGCUCCUUUACACAUACCCAAGAGAUCGUGGAGGGCGAUGUUCCAAUGCUGGAAUCCCUUUCCAUUGUCAACUUGAACAUGCCGAUGAUAGCUUCGGGGCCGCAAGAUUUUUCUCAAGCUGGGGAACCCUGGAAGAAAUCUUCGGGUCUUCUCUCAGCUCCAAAACUACGAAGCCUUUCUUUAACGAAUUUCGGAGAAAAUCCUCUCGGCUUGCCAGUAUGUUGGUCGCGGCUUACUCACCUCAAAUUGGACGCAGAUGGUUCAACCCAAUUCUCAGAAAGGCCAAGCGGCCUCAGGUACAGCCAAGUUGUCCAAGUAUUGAAGAAAUGCCCGCUGCUCGUUAGCUGCAGUUUCCGCCUUAGAAACACCAGAUUCAAUGAAAGUUUGGGGAACCCAUCAUCCAGUUUUGAAAUGCCGCCCAGCCAGUACACCCUUAGUCUCCCUCUUCUCCAGCACUUCUCCCUCAGCCUCACUGGCAGAUCAGAUGAAGCUUUCCUAAAAUACCUCGGUUUACCAGCUCUCCGUCAUUUGGAGGUCAAAGUUCAAAAGUCCGACCACGAGAUAUCAGAGAACCAGCGCUCCGUUUUGAUGGACUUCCUCUCACAGAAUGGUGUCAAGUUGAAAAAACUUUCCAUUGAGAUAUGGGCAAUGGAACAAGAUGAGCUUAUAUGUUGCUUGAAAUCAGUGCCAUUCGUCACCCAUCUCCAUCUCAAUAACUUUAAUCCUGGUUCUGUUGAUGAGGAAAUCGCUGACCGCCUCACCCCCUCUGGCAGUAACCCUGACUAUCUCUGCCCUUUGCUUGAAGAAUUUCAUUGCGAAGGGUCGCAAUGUGCAAGCUUUUCUGAAGCACAUUUGUUGUCCUUCGUUGUUCAGCGGCGUGUGUCCAAAAACGGGGGAGUGCUGAAACGAGUCCAUGUUAUCUUUCAUCGCAACCGUCCAGAGAAUAUAGAGGAGUUCUUUGCUUUUCCGGAAACCGUACUGGAAGGGGGGGACUAUAUUAAUUAUAAAUCUGAGGGGCUUGACUAUCGGGCUGACGCUCGCAUUUCUGUUGAAUCUGGGCUCGGACAUGAACCAAUUACAUUUGUGGAUGUCGAAUACGCGCUGGAGCCGUCAAUAGAUGGAUCCUUGUCUCCUUGGGAAGGCCUGGAUGGGCAUGACUACCACCCCGUGUCCUCCCCUCGUUUCACUCUUCGAAUGUAG
Molecule: messenger RNA, 1842 nt
Organism: Laccaria bicolor S238N-H82
Lineage: Eukaryota; Fungi; Basidiomycota; Agaricomycetes; Agaricales; Hydnangiaceae
Exons: 1
Coding region: 1-1842 (613 amino acids)
Source: RefSeq, a predicted model, not a curated record